GGUCUUUCUUAUUGCUUCUCUUCCCUUGUAACUCCAAAAAACAGCUUGAAAAAUUAAAAAAAAUACUUAGAGAGAGAGAAAAAAAAAAAAAAACUUCAACUUUUUUUCUCUCUGUUUUCUCUGUUUUGUUUUGAAAAAUAAAAUAAAAAUGGGAAUGGCAGCUGCAGAUCUACAGUUUCAUGUUUUAGCUGUUGAUGAUAGUUUAAUUGAUAGAAAACUCAUUGAAAGACUCUUUAAAAUCUCUUCUUGUCAAGUUACUACUGUGGAUUCUGGAAGUAAAGCUUUGGAAUUUCUUGGUUUACAAGAAGAACAUGAUGAACAGAAUCACCCUUGUGUUUCUCCUAGCAACCAACAGGAAGUGGAAAUUAAUCUUAUUAUAACAGAUUAUUGUAUGCCUGGGAUGACAGGCUAUGAUUUGUUAAAGAAAAUUAAGGAAUCUGCAUCUCUGAGGAACAUACCAGUAGUGAUUAUGUCAUCUGAAAAUGUUCCUUCAAGAAUCAGUAGAUGCUUAGAAGAAGGGGCAGAGGAAUUUUUCUUGAAGCCAGUAAGAUUAUCAGAUGUUAAUAAACUUAAACCUCAUAUGAUGAAAACCAAAUGUAAAAGCCCCAAACAACAACAACAACAACAAGCUGAGAUAAUUGUGACACAAGAAUCAAUAGACACAACAUAUGUUGUUACAUCACAAGACAAUCAAGAAUCAAUAGACACAACAUAUGUUGUUCCAUCACAACAAAAUCAAGAUUCAGACAACAUAGUACUACAACAACAGAAAUCACAAGACAACAAGAGAAAGGCCAUUGAAGAAAAUCUAUCACCAGACAGAACAAGACAAAGAUUGAGUAGUCUCACAACAGUUUAAUCUCUGUUGCAAAUAUGUUAACAUUUUUUUUUCUUAUUCAAUUUGGAAAUUUAAUCUAGAUAACCCCUUUUUGUUUUUCCUUUAUUCAACUUUUUAUUUAGUUAACAUAGUAUAGGACAAUGUGAGAUGAAUCCUAAUGUAGAGGGGAAGAGAAAAUCAUCCAUCUUUUUACAUGGGACCUCCAAAGGGCGGGUCAAAAGAGAAGGACUGAGAGACUUUUAGGCUGAUAAGCUUUUGAAGUAGUGCUGUAGUAUACGACACCUUAGUCAAAUUUCACAUCGGAAUGAGAGAGAAAAGUAAACUAUAAUAUAAGAGACAUGGUACGCGUGCUUUUGAGCUCAAUGAUGGGCCAAAGCAGAUAAUAUGUGCUAUGGACUAUGACAAUUGUUGUGUACAUUUUACAUGGGAAGAAAUUUUCAUAAAGUUUUGUUUUGCUAAUCUAAGAGAGGAGAAGUAUUGCCAAAGUAGAUAAAAAUGUGUUAUUUAGUUCUUGUAAAAAGACAACCAUUUUUAA
Molecule: messenger RNA, 1373 nt
Organism: Solanum pennellii
Lineage: Eukaryota; Viridiplantae; Streptophyta; Magnoliopsida; Solanales; Solanaceae
Product: two-component response regulator ORR9-like
Exons: 5
Coding region: 149-859 (236 amino acids)
Biological process (GO): phosphorelay signal transduction system; cytokinin-activated signaling pathway
Source: RefSeq, a predicted model, not a curated record